Molecule: messenger RNA, 1284 nt
Organism: Abrus precatorius (Indian licorice)
Lineage: Eukaryota; Viridiplantae; Streptophyta; Magnoliopsida; Fabales; Fabaceae
Product: psbP domain-containing protein 4, chloroplastic
Exons: 5
Coding region: 164-991 (275 amino acids)
Biological process (GO): photosynthesis
Cellular component (GO): photosystem II oxygen evolving complex; photosystem II; extrinsic component of membrane
Molecular function (GO): calcium ion binding
Source: RefSeq, a predicted model, not a curated record
AAACCUUAAGCUCCAACCUUUAGCCUUUAUGGCCUCAAGUUCUACGUUAAUCUUUCCAUCAGCUUAUGUGAUUUUUCUGCACUCUUAGUGUUCUGAUCGGACCAAAUUCUUUUCUCCUUUCUCUCGCUUCCUAAGCCAACAAGCACAUAAAACCUUCGUGGACAUGGCAACAGCCUCGUCCACAACCAGUGUGCUUUCAUGGAGGAAUUCCCAGCACGUGCAUAGCCCACCUUCUUCAUACACACUUUGCUACUCUUCAUUCCAAAAUGGAAGGGUUCUAAGAACUGUAGCUGCUUCAGCCUCAAAAGAGAGUGGUUUGAUCAACAGAGAAAGCGAGAAAUGUUUUUCUUUGUUGGUGAAUAGAAGAACAGUUUUGGCUUCUGGGAUUUCCUUGUUGGGUUUCCCACGAGAGAGCUUGGCGGUGGUGAAACAAGGCCUUCUGGCAGGGAGAAUUCCUGGCUUGUCUGAGCCAGAUGAACAAGGUUGGAGAACAUAUCGCAGGCCAGAUGAGAAGUCAGGAGGACAUGGGGUUGGAUGGAGUCCUAUUAUCCCAUACACCUUCAGAGUGCCUCAAGAAUGGCAAGAGGUACCGGUAUCAAUAGCGGAUCUUGGUGGCACAGAGAUAGAUUUGAGAUUUGCCAGCUCCAAGGAAGGACGUCUGUUUGUCAUUGUAGCUCCUGUUCUUAGAUUCUCUGAUGAUCUUGGAGAUGAUGCGAAGAUAGAAAAGAUCGGACCUCCAGAGAAAGUGAUAAAUGCAUUUGGUCCAGAAGUGAUUGGGGAAAAUGUAGAAGGGAAGGUUCUUAGCUCAAGUGUAGCAGAACAUGAAGGAAGAACUUACUAUCAGUUUGAGCUAGAGCCUCCUCAUGUUUUUAUUACUGCCACUGCAGCUGGCAAUCGCCUAUACUUGUUUGGGGUAACCGGCAGUGGCCUUCAGUGGAAGAGACACUCCGAUGAUUUGAAGAAGAUAGCUGACUCUUUUCAAGUUGUAUAAUUGAGAGAUCAUAUAGGUGCAACUUUCCGUAUCUGUAUUGAAGUAUAACAAAGAAGUUCUUUCCCACUAUCUUGUCUGAUUGGGAUUUAUAGGAAACGAGAGAUCAUGCGUCUAAAAUCCUUGUAUCUUCAAUAUACCAUAACAUUUUUGUUACAUUUUAAUGCUUAGACUUGGUGGAAGCUAAAUACUCUACCUUGAAGAUGACUUGCUAUGCUAGGUAGUUACUGUUUUUCCUUACCAAAUGCUAUUCUUUCAGGCUUGAUCAUGAAAUAUUAUAAUGAUAAUUAAGAGGC